CUCACCAUAUUAUCUACUGUUUGGUAAAGAAAUAAACUUGCCAUUCGAUGUAGACGUACAACCAAAAGAUAACAUGGGCAAAGAGGCAAAAGAACAUAUCCAAGAGGUAAUCGAAAAAUUAAAAAUAGCUAAAGAGAUAGCCACAGACAAUGUUACUCGUCGCCAAGAAAAGAAUAAACAACAUUAUGACAAAAAGGCAAAGGAACCAGAUUUUAGGGUUGGACAAAAAGUUUUAAUUCGAGUUUACAAAGUCCCCCCAGGACUUUCUCGUAAGUUACAGGACAACUCAGACGGACCUUAUUUGAUAACACAAUUGGGACCAAAUCACACAUAUCGUUUAAUGAAUAGCAACACACGCAAAGUAAUGAAAUCGUUGAUCAAUGCUCAACAUUUACGUAUUUAUCACGAUCCACGUAUAUUUAGACGUCAAGAUGACAUAAUCGUCACACCACAGAACAGUGAUGAAGAAAACGAUGAUCAUCAACCAAAUGCAGAUAACGCAGACACGGUUAACAAUGAAGUUGACAAAGAAAUAGUAGACGAAACAACGUAUGAAGUUGAAUGUCUACUUGGAAAGAAAACAAUGAAUGGAGUUGUUCAUUACAAAUGCAAAUGGAAAGACGGAUCAACUCCAACCUGGGAACCAAUCGAUAACAUUGCGGAAAAUCUUAUAGAAGAUUAUCAUAUUAAGUAUACUCAACAAGGUAAGCGACGCAAACGAAAAGGUAAUCAGAAUUAUCAAUAUUUCAAUCAAUCCCAGGAUUAAACAAAUCUUACGAAGGUAAGUGGCAUAAUUGCCUCUAAAGCCUUGAUGGCAGAC
Messenger RNA from Mytilus trossulus (common blue mussel), 820 nucleotides. RefSeq lists its product as uncharacterized. The transcript has a single exon. The coding region runs from base 74 to 766 and encodes 230 amino acids. The record is from RefSeq and is a predicted model, not a curated record. NCBI's taxonomy places the organism in Eukaryota, Metazoa, Mollusca, Bivalvia, Mytilida, Mytilidae.